Cataglyphis hispanica is the source of this 5193-nucleotide messenger RNA. RefSeq lists its product as uncharacterized. Bases 1 to 5193 code for a protein of 1730 amino acids. Lineage: Eukaryota; Metazoa; Arthropoda; Insecta; Hymenoptera; Formicidae. The record is from RefSeq and is a predicted model, not a curated record. Gene Ontology annotation, biological process: DNA integration; proteolysis. Gene Ontology annotation, molecular function: nucleic acid binding; aspartic-type endopeptidase activity. The transcript has a single exon.
AUGAGUAGAGACAUGGACUCAACCAUACGGACUCAAUUCGAGCUGUACGGGCGCAUUACACGCUCGUACGAAAACUUGCGGAAGUCGGGGUCCGCCAACAUUACUGUCGGGCUGGUGGAGGCACGACUUCAAGCCCUGGAAGCCAACUGGGCGAAAUUCGAACACAACCACGAUAAGCUCACCACAUCCUGGGAGGCCUUACGCGAGACCGACUACGCCAAGAAGGACAUGUUAACGCUAACAGAGGAAGCGUACCUCACUCAGAAGGGCAUGCUCUCAGAAGCGCUCUACCGUCUCAAGUGCGAGAGAAACGAGGCGUCCGCUGCGAGCACACCGUUAUCACAGCCGCCGCGAACGACCUUGCCGAGGAUACAACUUCCUCAGUUCUCCGGGUUGUACGAGGACUGGCCGUCCUUCCGAGACCUCUUUCAUUCCCUCAUUGGAAAGGAUGUCUCGGCUAGCAACGUCGAGAAACUUCACUAUCUCAAGGCGUGUCUCAAGGGAGAAGCGGAACUCCUCAUCCGCAGCCUGCCCACAACAGGGGAGAAUUUCGAUCGCGCGUGGAAGGCUCUCACGGACUACUACGAGAACAAGCGCCUGCUCGUGCGAUCGUACAUCGCGAGGUUCCUGGCUCUUCAACGUGUGAAGGGUGAGUCGAGCACAGAUUUGCGUGCGCUUUAUCACGGCGUUUUGAACACCGUCGGCUCCCUCGAGAGCAUCGGUCGACCGAUAACGAGCGGCGAGGACUUGUUUGUCCACCUCGUUGUCGAUCUCAUGGACUCCCAGUCCCGCCGAGAAUGGGAGAACGCGAUAAGCGACACGACGGAUCCACCGGCGUACAAGGAGCUGAUCCAAUUCCUCGACCGACGGCUGCACACGGUCGAGUCGCUGCAACCGUCCAAGCCGGAACCGAGUACCGCAAGACCGGGCGCGACGUCCGGGCGUUCUCCGCGCGUGCAUAAUGUACGGAAAUCGGACGGCAAUCGCGGCCAAUGCUCCUUGUGUCACAAGGAGCAUUACAUAAUGUUUUGUGACGCGUACAAGGCCAAGACAGCGGCGGAGCGACGGCAGCACGUAGAGAGACAUCAGCUGUGCUUCAACUGUCUCGGGAAGCACAAGGUGAGUGACUGUUCGUCGAAGAAGACGUGUUCGAUCUGCGAUGCGCGUCAUCACUCGACGCUACACGACGCGUGCAAAACAACCGAAGUCGCCAAAUCAUCGCUGUCCGCGAACCGAGCUUCGAAAGCAACGUCGGCUGUGCUUCUCGCGACGGCGCGCGUCCGCGUGGCCGACAAGUUCGGCGUAUUUCACACUGCACGAGCCCUCAUCGAUCAAGGAUCCGAAGUGUCAAUCGUCGCUGAGUCACUGGUCCAGCGAUUGCAAUUGUCCCGGACUCCUGCCUCGACAGACAUUGUCGGCGUUGGCGGGCAACUCACGGGCUCUCGGGGCCGAGUCGAGCUCGCGCUCACGCCGCUGCGCGACGGUCCGCCGCUGCGGGUUUCAGCGCUCAUCUUACGCCAGCUGACGCUCUACACCGGUGGCAUUCGAGUGAGUCGCAACACGUGGCCACACAUUAAUGGCAUCGAGCUCGCCGACCCGGACUUCUUCGCAGACGACUCAGUUGAACUUCUUCUUGGAGCGGAUGUCUGCGCAACCAUUCUCCAACCCGGCCUUCGACGUGGAGGGCGUCGGCAGCCAGUGGCCCAGAGGACAACUCUGGGUUGGAUUCUUUCGGGUUCCGUCGGCACUCCAGCCACCACCCGGUCCGCCCAGACUCACCACUGCUGCAGCGACGGCGAUCUUCACGACUUGGUGCAGGAGUUUUGGCGACAGGAGGAGGUCGUGGCCAAGGCCAUUCCACCCACCACGGAAGAGCAGGAAGCCGAGGACCACUUCGUCCGGACACAUACGCGAGACACCAGCGGUCGCUUCGUCGUGCGUCUGCCUCUCAGACUGCCGCUCCCAGACCUCGCGGGAACGAAGCGCACCGCAGCCCGCCUGCUCGGGCAAAUGGAACACAAGUUCGCUCGAGACGAACAGCUGAAACAACGGUACACGGACUUCAUGCGGGAGUAUGAAGUCCUGGGGCACAUGUCCCUCGUCCAGCCGGCCGGCGCUGCAAGGCCGGCCGACUGCUACCUGCCUCACCAUGGCGUGAUGCGCAAGGGGAACUCAGCCAAAAUCCGAGUCGUCUUCAAUGGCUCAUCCACGGUUCCUUCAGGAGCCAGCCUCAACAGGCAUCUCAAGGUGGGACCCAACCUGCUGCCCGCCUUGGAGGACAUUUUGCUGCGGUGGCGAGUCCAUCGCUUCGUGCUGGCGAGCGACAUCGAGAAGAUGUAUCGCCAGAUUCUCGUUGCGCCGGAGGAUCGCCAUCUCCAGAGGAUUCUGUGGCGCUACGAGGACCAGACUGCUCCGCAAACCUACCAGCUCAAUACAGUAACAUACGGACUGGCCUGCGCUCCGUUCCUGGCGUUGCGCUCCUUACGACAACUCGCCGAUGACGAGGAGGUCCACUUCCCCCAUGGCUCAGCGGCGCUGCGCCAGGAUGUCUACAUGGAUGACAUCCUCACGGGCGCACCCUCCAUCGAGGAAGCCAUGGACCUCCAGCGGCAGCUAACGGAGCUGUGCACGGCGGGCGGGUUUCCGCUCAGGAAGUGGUCGGCCAAUGACCCCCGCCUACUAACGCGCAUUGCGCCGGAGCACCGGUCACACCGUGACCUAUGGUCGUGGACGCCGCAGGAGAGUCACGCCACUCUCGGUCUCCACUGGCAUCCGAGCGGAGACCACUUUUCCUUUUCCACCAGGUCCAUCAAGGUGCCAAUCUACACGAAGCGGUCCGUCCUCUCGCUGACGGCCCGCCUCUUCGAUCCACUGGGCUGGCUAGCUCCGACCAUCAUACGGGCCAAGAUCUGGUUUCAGUCCACGUGGCUGCAAGGCGUGGACUGGGACACCUCGUUGGACGAGGCUAACGCGCAGCAGUGGAGCACUCUCCAGGAGGACCUCCCUCGUUUGGAGGAAAUUCGAGUCCCGCGACGCGUGCCCAUCGACCAUGCAGACGCCCGAAUCGAGCUGCAUGGCUUUGCGGACGCAUCCGAGCGGGCCUACGCCGCCGUCGUCUACGCGAGGACGGAAACCCGCCACGGGGAAACCACGAUUAUUCUCCUUUCAGCAAAGACCAGGGUAGCGCCGUUGAGGACGGUGUCACUACCCCGCUUGGAGCUCUGCGCGGCCUCGUUACUCGCCCGGCUAGUGGUGCACCUCCGCCAGACUCUCGGAACAGGAGGCGCGCCCAUCCAUCUGUGGUCCGACUCGACGGUCGCCUUGGGCUGGAUCCGCGGCCACCCCUCACGCUGGAAGGUCUACGUCGCGAACCGCGUCGCCGAGAUUCAGGCGGCCUUGCCGGGAGCAUACUGGCACCAUCUUCCGGGGACGGAGAACCCUGCCGACUGCGCAUCGCGGGGAAUCUCCCCGAGCGAACUAGUCGCUCAUCCCCUCUGGUGGAGGGGUCCACUCUGGCUUUCGGAGGGCCCAACGUCGUGGCCGUCAUCACGAGAGGAGGAGCUCAUCGGGGACCUGCCGGAGGAGCGCGUCAGAGCGCACGCUGCCGCUGCGCCGUUGCCGGAGGUGACCGAACCAGAGGAGCUGACACGAUUCUCCUCGCUCAAUCGUCUGUUGCGAGUGACGGCGUGGUGCCGGCGAUGGCGGCGCGUGCGUGCGGUCAAGCACCCGUCGCUCAUCGCAGCGAGCCUGCCCUCGGCAAAGGGCACGCUGUCGGCCUCCGAAUGCGACGACGCUCGUAUAGCAUGGAUCCGGGUGGUGCAGGCUGCCGCGUACAAGGAGGAAUUGAGAGCGCUCGCGCGGGGAGCGUCCAUGCCGAACAAGAGCAAUCUUACCAAACUCACUCCAUUUACAGAUCCUCUAGGCAUCCUGAGGGUUGGCGGGCGGAUCAAGCACGCCCUCCUGUCGUACGACGAGAGGCACCCGAUGAUCCUGCCCAGAUCAUCCCACUUCACGCAGCUCAUCGUCGAGGAGUGUCACCGGCGAACGAUGCACGGAGGCGUGCAGCUCACCCUCGGGUCCAUUAGGCAAAGCUACUGGAUCCCUAGAGGACGUCAAUUGGUGAAGGCCACAAUCCAGCGGUGCGUCACCUGUGUCCGCUGGCGGGCGGUCACGCAACAGCAGCUUAUGGGAGACCUGCCACGGCUCCGCGUCACUCCUGCGAGGCCAUUCUGGCGCACCGGCGUAGACUACGCCGGCCCCAUCCAGUUGCGCACAACAAAGGGUCGCGGACACCGUUCGUACAAGGCCUUUGUCGCGGUCUUUGUGUGCCUUAGCACAAAGGCCGUGCACCUCGAGGUCGUGUCAGAUUACUCGGCUGAAGCCUUCCUGGCCGCCCUGAGGAGGUUUACAGCGCGACGCGGGCUGUGUCGCAGCCUCCACAGCGACUGCGGUACUAACUUCGUCGGAGCCGACGCGCAGCUCCGAGCCUUCUUCGCCGCGAGCAACCCAGCACAGCGCCAAAUCGCCGAUCAGCUGGCCACCGACCGCAUCCAUUGGGACUUCAACCCGCCCUCAGCACCUCACUUUGGCGGCCUGUGGGAAGCGGCGGUGAAGUCGCUCAAGCACCACCUCCGCAGGGUGCUAGGAGAGUCAACACUCACCUACGAGGAGAUGAGCACCCUCCUCACGCAAAUCGAGGCCUGCAUGAACUCGAGACCGCUACAAGCAUUGACGGACGAUCCGGACGACGUAGCGGCCUUGACUCCAGGGCACUUCCUCGUGGGAGCGGCCCUCAAUGCCGUCCCAGAGCCGAAUCUCCUGGACGCCCCAAUCGGCCGACUCUCGCGCUGGCAGCUCGUCCAAAGAAUGCGCGAUCAUUUCUGGAGCAGAUGGUCCCAGGAGUACCUCCACUCGCUCUCCCAGCGACCCAAAUGGUGGAUUUCCAACAGCGAGGUCCGCGUCGGGCGUUUUUGUCUUAUCCGGAGCGACAACACGCCGCCAACACGAUGGCCUCUCGCCCGGAUCAUCAACGUGCACCCAGGAGACGACGGGAGAGUCCGCGUGGUCACCAUCCGCACUGCCACCUCAGAGCUGACUCGUCCGAUCGUCAAAAUCGUCCUCUUGCCGGAGAGCCGCUCCGACGAGCAAGAGGACAACCCCGCGCCUCACGGGCGCAAUGCCUCUCUGGGCUAG